AUGCAGAGUUGGAAUUUGCCAUCCAGCCCAAUACAACAGGCAAGCAGCUCUUUGAUCAGCGUGUUAGAACAGCACAAACUGACAAAAGAACAGUGGGAAGAAAGAAUACAGAACUGGCAUGAAGAGCACAGGGGAAUGUUAAGGGAAGAUUCUAUGAUGGAAUACCUUAAGAUAGCUCAAGACUUGGAAAUGUAUGGAGUCAACUAUUUUGAAAUAAAGAAUAAAAAAGGAACUGAAUUGUGGCUAGGAGUUGAUGCUUUGGGUCUGAAUAUUUAUGAACAUGAUGAUAAGCUGACACCCAAGAUUGGUUUUCCUUGGAGUGAAAUAAGAAACAUCUCUUUUAAUGACAAAAAAUUUGUCAUAAAGCCAAUUGACAAAAAGGCCCCUGAUUUUGUUUUUUAUGCACCCCGUCUGAGAAUUAACAAGCGAAUUUUGGCACUGUGCAUGGGAAAUCAUGAAUUGUACAUGAGGCGGAGGAAACCUGAUACAAUUGAAGUGCAACAGAUGAAGGCCCAAGCUAGAGAAGAGAAACAUCAGAAACAAUUGGAAAGAGCACAAUUAGAAAAUGAGAAGAAAAAAAGGGAGAUAGCAGAAAAGGAAAAGGAAAGAAUAGAGCGUGAAAAGGAGGAAUUAAUGGAGCGCUUAAGACAAAUUGAGGAGCAAACAAUGAAAGCUCAGAAAGAGCUAGAGGAGCAGACUCGAAGAGCUCUAGAACUGGAUCAAGAACGGAAGCGUGCAAAAGAGGAAGCAGAACGCCUGGAAAAAGAGCGUCGAGCAGCUGAAGUAGCCAAAGCUGCUCUAGCCAAGCAGGCAGCUGAUCAAAUGAAGAACCAGGAGCAGCUAGCAGCAGAAAUUGCUGAAUUCACAGCCAAGAUUGCACUUCUAGAGGAGGCCAAGAAAAAGAAAGAAGAGGAAGCUUCAGAAUGGCAGCACAAAGCUUUUGCAGCCCAAGAGGACUUGGAAAAGACCAAAGAAGAACUGAAAUCUGUGAUGUCUGCUCCCCCUCCACCUCCACCCCCACCAGUUAUUCCUCCAACAGAGAAUGAACACGAUGAACACGAUGAGAACAAUGCUGAAGCCAGUGCAGAACUGUCUUCUGAUGGUGUCAUGAAUCACAGGAGUGAGGAAGAACGGGUAACAGAAACACAGAAAAAUGAACGUGUUAAGAAACAGCUCCAGGCUUUAAGUUCAGAGUUGGCUCAAGCCAGAGAUGAAACCAAGAAAACACAAAAUGAUGUCCUUCAUGCUGAGAAUGUUAAAGCAGGCCGCGAUAAGUACAAGACUCUCCGGCAAAUCCGACAAGGCAAUACAAAGCAGCGUAUUGAUGAGUUUGAAGCAAUGUGAGAGCUGGUAUUUUGCAUAUAUGUUCCUCGUAAAGCUGAACCACCAACAGAGAAAAAAAGCAGGCCUUUGCAGAUUUGAUGGAUUGCACCCCACUUUGCCAAAGCACUUAAUACCAGGUUGACUACAGUGACUAGAAGACAAAUUUAGGGGAAGCUAUUCAACAGUAAGGCAGUCUGUUAACCCUAGGUUUUGGGUGGGGGGAGGUUGUAGAGGUUAAUAGCAGGUUUUUCCCCAUUGUGUUUUCAGUUUCAUUGUUUGUUUGGGUUUUUUUUCCCCCCUUUGGAAACAGAUGUGAAGUAUAUAAUGACUGACAAGUGUAUAUAUCGCUUAAACAGUAAAAAAUGGAAAGAAGAAUGGAACUGUGCCUAAACUGGAUAGGUACUAUUUCAGUAUGAAGUUUCAAAUUAGUUUUCAAUGUAGCUACUCCAUUAAGAGUUUAAUACUGCUCACUUUCAGUUUUGGUUUUUUUUUCUUGUUUUGUUUUGGGGAAUUUUGUGAGGUUUUUUUGGUUGUUUUUUUUUUUUUUUAUUUCCCAAGUGAAAUUCUGUGGUGUUUCAUGUCCUGUCAUCAUUGAUGGUUUUCUUUGCCUGCCUGUUCACAAAGGUCUGGAUGGCAGGUGGUAGUUCCAGGAAAUGUUUUUAAAUGGAACACUACCUGUGGGCAGCACAUGGCUGCUGAUAGGCUUGAGUAAGUAUUGCUUUUCCUAGCUGAUUCUUUUAGAUGUGCAAAAUGUUCCAAUGCAGCAAAGAGGGAAAAAAAAUAAACAAAGCUUAAUGUGCUAUUUGCUUGUAAUUAUUUUAUUUGCAGUAGGGAAACCUGGACCUUUCUGGCAAGGGAGCAUAUGAAAACAUCAGUCCCAGGGAGGGGACAGUAUCCUACCUCACUACUAUGUACAUGAUGACUGGUCCUUCAAACACCAUGAAUAAAACUGUUCAAAUUGACUGUCACUACGCAGUAACAUUAAAGAUUGCUAGGAGCCCGUACUCCUAGGGUUUUAUUUUGCUUUAUUAUGGAUUUAUAGUGCUAAGUACGGUCUAACUGCCUUCUGUUGAGUUUAAAUUGUAAAAGCAUCUGGUGUGUUUUAAAGCUGUAACCUGUCACUGGUAUACUAUAUUCUGGGACGGGUGUAGAAUGUGUUUGUCAGUCAGUUUGGGUUUCAAAUACAAAAUUAAACUUCCCAGAAUAGGAGUAAAAGUGUUUGUAGCUUCAGUUUUCAGUGAAGCUGGUAUUGUAAUUGUCAUAUCUGAUGUUAGAUUAUUAAGUUCUUUCCCUCUUGAAAAGGAAACCUGCUCUUUUGAGAAAUUUGCUUAGAAAUUGAACUUUACUAAUAACUUUACAGUUAAUGUGGACUUCAGUUACUCCCUAUGUUAGAGUACCCUAAUAAAUAUCAACAGUGCAAGAACCUAGGUUUCUCUGAGGAUGGUUCAGCUUUUUUUCUGUUUGAUAUUAUGCACUCAUAAAUUUACACUUAUCUAUUAAAAUUUGCCAUUUUAUUAAACAUUUUUUUCAUGCACAAUAGGUCUAAAUUCCUCAUGAACAGUCCAACUAAGUUUGUUUUUUUAUUUUGCAGAGUAAAAGUUUGGCUAUGUGGGGUGACAUCAUGAAAAUAGAUACAUUAAAUAGAUACAUUAAUAUAUUUUUGGUUUGUGGGGCUAAACAUAUCUGCUUGACCUUGAAGACUGAUGUGCAGAUGCUGUGCACAUGCUUCAAAAUGCUGCUUGGUGGAAGUUGGUGUUUCAACUUGCAGUGCAUUGCAAGAACAGUUUUUGUUUCACAGGCUUCAUACACCGAAGCUUAAGCAAAUUUCUGAAGUAUUUGAACAGUUUGCCAUGGCAGGUGAAAUACUGUGCUUCCAAUGAGUUUUCAUUUUUCCCUGAAAAGUGUGCACUAACACUGAUCUAUCAGUUUCAGUGUUGGGAAAAAACACCAGUAAAGAUUGUUUUUCAUAAAUCUACAACAUGUAGAGUAGGGCUGAAUGGAUUAGAUCCAUUUAUAAAGCUUGUGGUUUUGUUUUUGUUUUUUUUUUUUUUUUUUUUAAUUCAAACAACCAGGAACAACCAUUUUAUAAUACAGGUUUUCACAAUGAACAAAGUGGUAAUAGCUGCUGUCACUAGCAGUUGGAAACACUUACUGGUGCAGAAAUACUAAGAAUACAUCUAAUGAUUACUCGGUGAAGUAAUUUUCCACUUGCUUUUUCCUUUAGCAUCAUGUUUUGUGUUGUACAAUUAAGCUACAAUUACAUCUACUAUUUUGGAUAACGUUCAUUGGUUAACAAUAAAGAGAUACAGUUAAUUUCUCUGA
Vidua chalybeata is the source of this 3645-nucleotide messenger RNA. It is a transcript of the gene RDX, whose product is annotated as radixin. Gene Ontology annotation, cellular component: plasma membrane; cytoskeleton; apical part of cell. The coding region runs from base 1 to 1344 and encodes 447 amino acids. Gene Ontology annotation, molecular function: actin binding; cell adhesion molecule binding. The record is from RefSeq and is a predicted model, not a curated record. Gene Ontology annotation, biological process: positive regulation of protein localization to early endosome; positive regulation of early endosome to late endosome transport; regulation of cell shape. Lineage: Eukaryota; Metazoa; Chordata; Aves; Passeriformes; Viduidae. The transcript is spliced from 10 exons.